AUGAUGCGAUCGGCUGAAGAGAAGAAACCACCUAAGGCCGAAAUGAGUUUAGGGGCAGCGUGCGUGUUCUUGCGUGGAGGGAAAAAUCUUGCAAGAACACUGGCUGAUGAUGAGAUCGAUGAACUGCGUGAUGCGUUCAACGAGUUCGAUAAAGACAAGGACGGGCUGAUCAGCUGUAAGGACCUGGGGAACCUGAUGAGGACGAUGGGUUACAUGCCCACGGAGAUGGAGCUGAUUGAGCUGAGCCAAAACAUCAACAUGAACCUUGGUGGCAGAGUGGACUUUGAAGACUUUGUGGAACUGAUGACUCCGAAGCUGCUGGCGGAGACGGCUGGGAUGAUUGGCAUGAAGGAGCUUAAAGACGCCUUUAAGGAGUUUGACAUAGAUGGCGAUGGAGAGAUCACAACAGAAGAGCUGCGGUCCGCCAUGACCAAGCUGAUGGGCGAGCACAUGAGUCGGAGAGAGAUAGACGCCAUCGUGAAAGAAGCGGACGACAACGGAGACGGCACCGUAGACUUUGAAGAGUUCGUCAGAAUGAUGUCCCAUCAAUGA
Messenger RNA from Limanda limanda (common dab), 552 nucleotides. RefSeq names its product calcium binding protein 5a (gene cabp5a). The record is from RefSeq and is a predicted model, not a curated record. The coding region runs from base 1 to 552 and encodes 183 amino acids. NCBI's taxonomy places the organism in Eukaryota, Metazoa, Chordata, Actinopteri, Pleuronectiformes, Pleuronectidae. The transcript is spliced from 7 exons. Gene Ontology annotation, molecular function: calcium ion binding.